Molecule: messenger RNA, 1314 nt
Organism: Entamoeba invadens IP1
Lineage: Eukaryota; Evosea; Mastigamoebida; Endamoebidae
Exons: 1
Biological process (GO): triglyceride biosynthetic process
Cellular component (GO): plasma membrane
Molecular function (GO): long-chain-alcohol O-fatty-acyltransferase activity; diacylglycerol O-acyltransferase activity
Source: RefSeq, a predicted model, not a curated record
AUGAAUUACUCUGUGAUGUUAAUCACCAUCUUCGCAUUGUUGUAUGUAUUGAACGUCCCUACGACGUACAUACUCUCUCUUAUUAACCACAGAAGUAGUUUGUACACACUUCUGUCUCUCUUACUUCCAUUUGUUACCCCCCUCUUCGUGUUUCUCAUUGGGUCUCCAAGGCUCCCUGACAGCCAAGAGUAUGUUCCAUUCGUCGACGUCUGCUGGUACAGAAUGUCCAACAAGAAAUCGCCAAUGGUCAUCACGUCGUCUGUUGGUGGUUCAACCAAAGUCGAUUGGCCUGUUGUUAUUCCAAAGAUGUACGAGUCCUUGAAACAACACGAACGAAUGACGAGAAGAGUCACAAAGAGUAAUGGAUAUUACGUAUUUGAAGAUUGUGAGAUGGACAUUGACUACCACAUGAACUUCUGUGAUGCCGAGCUGAGUAAAGAAGAGUACGUUAAGAAGAUUAAUGAACUCAAAGGAUUGGACCUCGAUGAAAAUAGACCGUUGUGGAAGAUCAUUAUAUUCCCCAACGUAGAAAACAGUUGGCGGAUGGUCGUCAAGAUAUCACAUUGUCUUGUUGAUGGCCUAACCGCCGUCAGAUUGAUGCAAGAAGUCGCAGAAGCGUCAAACCUCGAGUUAAACGAUUACAAUGAAUCAAAGUACCACUUCCUUGAGAUCAACAAGGAAAUAGCCAAGCUGGCCGCUCUGACAUUGAGCAAACAACCAAAAGGUAUUUGGACUCGAGUGAAGCGCAUUUCUCUCAUUCCUAUCUACAUGUUGAGAGUGUUCUUUGCAAAGAACGACACUGUGAAGUGUUUGAGGAAGAAGUUGAGUGGAAAACAACAGUGCUUUUGGGGAAAGAUGUCUUCUGUCGACUCUGUUAAGGAAGUUGCCAAGCAGUUUGGUGGAAAUUUGAACACAUUGCUCUUCUCGUGUAUGGCAGACACGUUUAGCGAAGUUGUGAAAGAGAAGGGUGGAGAUGAGACUGAAGUCAAUUUCUAUGUUGCUGCGAACUUACGGAUGUAUGAGCCGAAGAUACAAUUUGGAAAUAAAAUAGGACUUCUUUUAAUGUCACUCCCACUCGAUAACAAAAACUUGAAAACGCGAUUCGAGACAAUUAAAGGAAGACUCGAGACAGCAAAGAACUCAAUGGAGGCGUAUGUUUAUUAUGUCGUUCAGAGUGUUAUUGGGAUAUUCCCCGAUUGGAUACAAGCUUUGGGAAUCAAAAUUGUAGAAAGAAAAGCCACACUCAAUGUAACAACUGUCCCUGGAUUUAAAGAACCCUUGAACUUCUUUGGUUCUAAGGUUGAUGACGUCAUG